AUGUCGCUCAAGGCCGCGUAUCAGAGCUUCCUGGCAGACCCAGCGGCUGCUGGGUUGUCUGAGAAGGCCGCAAUUAACUAUAUCCCAACCUUGACUACCAUCAACGAGCCGUCUUCUAUUCUGAAACAUUUAUCUUCGCAGCAGAAGCUGCUCAGGAAGAAGAAUGAGAAGGUUGUAAACGCAAUUGAGAGCCAAGAUGCCCUCUGCCUCGACGUCGAGACCACCCUCGAGUUUAUUAAAGGCGGAGGAGCAUACUUGCCCGGCCUGGAUGACAAUUUCCUUGCCGAUAGAACCGUUACAAUCCCCAUUAUUCAUAUUGUCCUUUUUGAUCCACAAGGGAAAAUUUCUCAGAUUCGCCUUCACUGGGAUCAAGGCGCGCUGCUCAAAUCUGUAGAUGUCAUUGGCUCUCGUGGCCGGAACUGGCCUCUCCAUGACGGUCUGGAACAGCUUCGCUUGAUAAACAGCAGCACCAAAUCUGUUGGGAAUGAACACUCUUUGGCACAUAAUGCUUUCAAGACUGACCCAGCAAGCGCGAUGGCUAAUGGCCGUCCUCAAUCACCAAGCAAGAUCACUGCGACCAAAGACCCUCACGCCAGUCUUUCCCUGUUUGAGCCAGUCGACGACCCCGAGCCUACUCCAUCUCGUCCUGCUCCCGUUCUCCCGAGAGCUUCGGCGAAGCCACCACCGCGAGAGUAUCACGAUUUGUUCGCUGAGCAGGAGGUAGUUUACUCGCCCAGCCCCUCAGUGAACUCGCCCGAACGCCGACCUGGAAGCUCCAUCGCACCAAAAGGAGGCAACACUGGCAAAAACUUUCAGCCUUCUCGACUGUUUGAUGCCGAACUUUCACCAGCAGAGAAAUCUGUCAAAGCGUCCGAGCGAUUAUACCGGCCGAAUCCCAAGCGGUACGAGCACUUUACCUUUGGCGAUGGAGAGGACGAGCAUGCAGAGCCCUCCAAACAAGCACCAGUGCGCUCAAAGUCCGACAAGCACGGCUCGCAGUGGGACUUUGAAGAUUUUGAUACUCCGGAAAAGGUGCGCACCAAGGUCCGCGCUCAUGAGGUUCGUCACUUUGGCUGGAGUGAGGAGGAUGGCGAUUAUGUUGUCACCCCAGUGAAAGACGGCACCAAGGCGGCCAAGCCCAGACGUGACGCAGAGAAGCAUUUUGAGUUUCAAGACGACGGUACCCCUCAGGGUGCAAAACGCCCGACGGGACCGCCGAGGGGUGCCAGCCAUAAUGCCGGACUUGGAUUGUACAAGAAUAAUUUGUUCGGGGACGAGGACCAUCCGCCGCAGGAAGCCGCCCACCCAGAUAAACCCCUGGGAAAUGUAACAAACAUCAAUCGUAACAAAAUCUUCGACCCGCACUUUAGUCUUGCCGAUUUCUCACCUGCCGCGGGUGAUAAGGCUGACGCGGAAACGAAGCCCGUGCCUGAGGAUCGGAAGAAGGCGGUCAAGAUGAUGAUGUCAAACUGGGACUCGUAUGAUCGUUCACCCGAUCUCGGGGCGGAGAAGACGAAGCCCGCUCCCGAGGAUCAUAAAAAAGCCGUCAAGAUGAUGACUGCCAACUGGGGUUUGUACGACCAGUCUCCAGAUGCGAUGGGCGCACAAAAGGAAAAUGUCACCCAUCGCGGGAUCAAGACUGGAGGAGACGGAAUGGGUGGACGCAAAGGAACCCGUAGCUGGGCAUUUGGAGAAGAGAGCGAUUCUGAAAAAGUAUCGGGACCAGUGCCUACAACUCGACGGUUCCCUGGCGCGACGAAGCAACAAGCCGACAAGAAUUUCUGGGAUUUUUAA
Messenger RNA from Xylona heveae TC161, 1794 nucleotides. RefSeq lists its product as hypothetical. Lineage: Eukaryota; Fungi; Ascomycota; Xylonomycetes; Xylonales; Xylonaceae. The transcript is spliced from 2 exons. Bases 1 to 1794 code for a protein of 597 amino acids. The record is from RefSeq and is a predicted model, not a curated record.